This is a messenger RNA of Paramuricea clavata, 2370 nucleotides long. The record is from the annotation of a GenBank genome assembly. NCBI's taxonomy places the organism in Eukaryota, Metazoa, Cnidaria, Anthozoa, Malacalcyonacea, Plexauridae.
UGAUGAAAGAGGUUUUAGUGUUAUAAAAUUAUUUUGAUUUUAGGUGUUUGAAAAUCCUCCUCUUUAAAGUUUUAAUGGGUGAUGAAGCUGCAAUCCGUUGCAUGAGACAUUGUAGUAACGACUAUAAUAUAUUUUUUGUGAACUUCCCGGAAUUCUGUCCAAUUUGCAAGGGCCAAAUAAAAGGGUCAUUUUUAGUCUUGCCGCCAUUUUGUGUGCCUCGUCCGUUUGUUUCAAGCUUCCAAGCUCCGUACAGUAUUGUGGUAAAGCCAACAGAGGGUUGCUUUUUGAAGUAAGUGUAAAGUAAGCUUUCUGCAUUUCUUGAGUGAGUAAAUAUUCGAAAAUUAAUGAUAUCUUUCUUUGAAGGACUUACCGAAGUGGACAUGACUUGCACAUUGGCUUAACCUCAUCAAAAGGUUCAAAAUUACAAAAAAUAGUACCUUUAAUUUGACUUUGUGAUUUGUUUAAUUUAGAUUUAGGAAUGUGUAGUUCCUUUAACCUUUAAUUUCUUCCAUAGAUGGGUAAAAUGGGGUUAAUUUAUACCAUCGUUAAUCAUUUCUUAUAUUAAAUUUUUUCUUAUAUUAAUUUUCUUUAUUGGUUUACUUUUAGGUUUGGUUUACAACUAUGAUGAAAGCGGUGUUCACAUGGACAAUCAUUUGACAUGGCCCGUGUGUAUUGCAGUGGAUAUUUUGGACAUUUUGAAGGGCUAUUCUGCUUCAGUGAUUCUUAAAGACUGGGACAAAACAUUAUGCGAACAUAGUAAUAAAUCUGAAUGGACUUAUGACAAGUAUGAAGUGAUAAAUUUUAUUCAAACUAACCGGUUCAUUUAUCUUCAAUUAAUAUUUAUUCAGCUAUUUUUAAUUAUCUCUUGCUGUAUAAAUGUGAAGAAAAUUUAAUUAUCCGAGUACUUUUUCAACUUUACUUUUUAGGUACGGUCCAACAUUACACAACUGUUAUGACUUCGUUCUAUCAUUCCUCAAAGAUAUUUUACCAGGAUGCCAAGGUUUCGUGGGCAAAGAUAGCUUCUGCAACACACACAUUAUACCCAGAACAACAAAAGCAGCGCAGUACAUUGAUUUGUACAGAAAAGUUGUAGAUAAUGGCCUUUUUGUGAGCAAAGCCAACUCGCCUGAUUGAAGACAGGGGCAUGGACUCCGUCACUUAAUAUGCAUGUCUUCUUCCCGGUUGAAAAGUGCCGAAAUCGUGCAGCCUAUAGUAGAAGUCUCGUAUUCUGGUUAAGGCCGAAAUUUCUGAAAAACCGGCCGUUGGUAAUUUCUGAAAGACUCGAGUCCAACGCUUUUAGCACGAACUCCGUGCUAGAUAUGACAGAUUCGAUUGCCAAAGAAGUUUAUUUUAAGACAAUCGGUCGGCUUAAAAUUUGGCGUACAUGAGGUACAUCACUCAGUAGAAAGAAACGAGUGAACAUGAACAUCGUGUUAAGUAGAGACUUAUUUAAUUUAUUUUAUUUUACAAGAUUGGCCACACACAAACAUAAAUACCACUAAACCAUUACACAAUAAUACAAUAAUUUUACAUAUGUUACAUACAAAAUAGGCAAGGACUGACCACAGAGAUAAUUUCCAAUAACGGGGUCGCGACUUAAUUGAUAAUAGAGGCUUGGAUUAGAAAGAAUAUUAUUUGAACUAUUAUUUAAGUAAACAUGUAAUGCACAAUUUUAUUGUAUCAAAUAUGUGUCAUUUUACAAUUUCUCAACAAAAGAUUGAAUUGCAAUGCCUAUGGCAUCAGGUGAGUCCUCUUGUAAAAAAUGUAAACCAUCUACUUUCACCGUCGUUGUGUUGGGCCAUUGUAGUGCGACUUUCUUAAUGGCUUUGCUGAAGAACCCUGGUUCAGCUUCAAUGAAUAAUUUUGGGAUAUUUGAUGUUGACAAAAAUCCUCCAUACUCGUUGACAAUUUUAAGCACAUCUUCCGGACCUUCUCCCUCAACUGGAAUCUCUCUUGGCCAAGUCAAGGUGGGUCGACGACUUUCCCCUUCUUCUCUAUAAGGCAUGUUAUAUGCAUCCUGUUCCUCUUUGGUUAAAUCACGCAUGAUACUGUUUGGCAAAAGAAGAUCAACAAAUAGAUUCUUUUUCAAGAUCAUUUCUUCACCUGCCUCUGUGCGAAUAGCUUGAAAUAUAUCUCUUGCAAUUUCUGGCCAGGCAUUCCAGGACUUGAUGACACUAGCAAUGCUCUCCAUAUGAACUAUACCUUUCACUCGAUUUGAAUUUUGGUGGCACCAGUGAAAGCCGAGCCCAGAUCCCCAGUCAUGACACACCACAAUUAUUUUAUCAGGAAGGUUGACCAGCUCAAACCAGGCAGACAAAUAUUUGUAGUGGUCUACAAAUCGGUAAGAGCCAUUCCCAGAUUUACCUAUAG